GAAAAAGGAAACUCUUUUUAAAUAAGGAUGAAUUUAUUAAAUUCAAAUAUAAUUUCAAAUGAUAUAAAUUUAUCGAAAUAUUUUAAUCGAACGAAUACAAUUUUAGGAAGCGGUACAUUAUCCUCAAAUUAUAAUAAUCAUUUAAAUAAAACAAUUAAACGUGUAACAUUGAAAAUUGAUGUAUCGCAUACAAAUCAUAGUCAUAUAAUUGGUCGUUAUGGAUGGAAUAUUAAGACAAUCAUGAUGAGUACACAAUGUCGCAUACAUUUUCCAGAUUCAAAUCGUAAUAGUUCAAUAAUUAAAAGUAAUCAAGUUUCAAUAACUGGUCAGUUGGAGAAUGUGGAGAAGGCUAGAAGAAUAAUUCGAGAUUUCCUUCCAAUUACAUUUACAUUCGAAAUACCUUAUUUAAACAAUGAAAAUUUACUUAUCAAUCAGAAUUCAUUGGUUAUUCAACAAAUUCAAAAUGUUUAUGGUGUUGAAAUAACAUUUCGUAAUCAUUAUACAUUAACACCGUAUCGUAAGACAACUGUUAGUGUUAAAGGAUUAACUAGCAAUGCAAAAAAGAGUAAAACUGUUGUACAUAUGUUAAUUAAGAAAUACUAUGCUCAGAAUAUGGAUUUUAUCCCAGUCAAUAUGUAUAUUAACAUGGAUACAAAACAUUCAUUCAUGUUAUGUAAUCAAAUUUCAUCUAAAAAUUUAAUCAAAUUAAUUCAUGAAACAACUGGUGCAAAUGUGAAUUUUGUUUCUUCUAUUCAUUCAAUUACAAAUUCUUCUUGUUCAUCAUCAUCAUCAUCAUUAUUAUUCAAUAAACAAUUAAAUUCUAUUGAUUAUUUUUCUAAUUAUUUAAAUAAAAAUGAAAAUUUAAAUUUUUAUAAAUUAAAUUUAAAUAAUCAUUUAUUAAAUCAAUCAAUGAAUAAAAAAUUAAAUCUUAUUCAUAUAUAUGGCAAUGUUGAUAAUGUAUUUUUAGCUAGACAAUUAAUAACGAAUUUAUUACCUGUUGUAUUAAUAUUCGAUGUGGACAUAAUACAAGGUGAAUGGCUUGAAAAUUUCAAUUUUACUAAUUUAUGUCAAUAUUAUGAAGUGAAUUUAACUAUUCGAAAUAAACCAAAAGAUUUAGUCAAGUCUGUUGUAAUCAAAACGACAGAGAAAAAUAUUCGUUCACUUUAUGUAAUGUGGGAAUUAAUACAAGAUUUACUUUUACAAUUUACAAACAACAAAAUAUGUGAAAUCAAUAAUUCUAGUUGUUUAAACUCAUCGGCUUUCCGAAUUCAAACGCAAAGAUCAUGGUCGGACGACAUUCUUAAACCGAAUGAAGAAUCUACAAAAAUUCUAUCUUCUAAAAAUAAAAAACAUAAAUAAAGCCAAUACUAUAUGCAUGCUUCAUUGUAAUAAAUCCAGGAGGAAAAUACUUGGUAACAAAGAAGGCAAUAAACUAAGUAGAGAAGAGAUACUAUUAAAAUACACAUCAUUUUCAACAAGUGUAUCACCAAGCCCAUUGACAUCGUUUUCAUUAUUUCAUCAUGAUCCAAUGAAUCUAGUAAAUAGAAAUAACGAUUUACGUUUGAUGAGUUAUGAAUCAAAUUCAAAACUUUUACCAACGUUCGAACACAAUGGUGAAUGGAAUAAAUGUGGGGAUUUUGAAGAAAACAUUAAUUUUUACGCACAGAAAAAAUUCAUUGAAGAAAGUAAUGGAAACUCUUAAAAAACAAGUUUAAAGGUUUACUAUUGGUGUUUAUGUUGUUUUGAUGUGGAAGACAAAGCGACAGUUUCGAUAGUUCUUUUGUUUUCUGGAUAAAAAGAUUUUUAAAAAAAAUACUACAUAGCAUUUAUUAUUAAUUAUUCAAUUAGACAAUAUUUUUAUCAUUUUACAUACAAAUUGAUUAUUUCACUCUAAAAAGUGUUUUAAUGUUGAUGUGGACAAUAUUAUUAUUAUUAUUACACAUAAUGAUAGUAGAAAACAAGUGGAUACAACUAACGAAUCAUAAUGUUAAACGAUAUGUUAUUUUAUUUCUUUCAUAGACAAGAGGUAACUUUUGUUCUAAAAUCGAGAAUUAAGAAAUCCUUUAUUUACCUUCUUCAUUUCAAUAAUAUUCAGCACUGUACACUAUGUUUCAGCAAUAAAUUAAAAGAAUUAUUGCUUAAGUUAAAUACCUAAUUACCAUAAAGGUUGACAAGUAAUAUAUAUUUUCCUUUAUCUACGUAUAAACUCAUAGUAAUGAUAAUAAUGACAACGUAUAAUCGAAGACUAACUUCAGUCUAUUAAUGAUGGUUCUGCUGCGAUUGAUUUUUUUUUACAAAAAAAACAGUAAGUGAGGUACAGAAAGAGAGGGAGAGAGCAAAAGAAACACACAAAAAAUUGUGAACAUAGAUACUAUCACGUCUUUUUCAAAUCAAUAUCAGUAAUAAUAGUGAAUACAUUUGUUAAUUGAUUUAUUCUAUUCACAUUAUUUUAUAACAUAAAAAUUAUUCCC
This is a messenger RNA of Schistosoma rodhaini, 2471 nucleotides long. Lineage: Eukaryota; Metazoa; Platyhelminthes; Trematoda; Strigeidida; Schistosomatidae. The record is from the annotation of a GenBank genome assembly.